UUGAACCGGAAAGCUACUCCUGAAGACUUAAAUGUUCUGUCUGUUGACUUGAAUCAAAGUCGUAAAUAGCGAGCUUUUGAAACGUUCAGGUGAAUCACAGGUUGAGGUGAAAAUGUGCUAAAAACCAUGUCAACACUCAUCAUUAACAUAAAGGCGAGGUCUACGUGCGAUACGUGUCUGUUUUAGUCGUCUCCAUUUACAAGAAAUGAUCACUCAUCGGCUCUUUCUUUACGUUUUCAACUGAGUCUGCGGUUUAAGCAUUGACAAAGCAUUGUCUGUCGACUAGUUUGGUUUGAAUUUUUUUUACUUCUAACAGUGACAUGAAUGAAAGUAAAACAUCUUCUUGUGUGUAGAAGUUUCCUUGGGGAUGCACACAGUGCGUUGGUGGGGGUCGUGGGGGGGCCUCUGGCCUUUGCCUCCUCACCAGACGGACCCCAGAAGCCACCGGGCAGGACGUGUGCUGAAACCUCAUUGGUCCACAACCCCCAGUGGGCGGGGCUGUGCUGUGGGGGGUAUUUAAGGUUUUGUUCCAUUGUUACCCAGUGUGUUUUCCAGCUGGCCUUACUCAGGGGCAGGAGCUCGGCCAACUGCGAGGGGAUACCGCUGCACUUUUUUUUUUGUUGUUCGCUUUGCAAUCCGAGCAUUUCGUUUUUUUUUUGUUUUUUUUUUAUAAAUGUCUUGCAACGACUCUCUGGACGGAAGUUUCCCUCCGUCUCCUGCAGAAGACAGGGGCUCCCAGCGGCUGUCCUGGGGCAGUCUGCUGCAGAGGCUCACCGAGCUCAAGGGGACCGGUCAGACGGCCUCAGCUGACCAGUACUGCAGAAGUGAAGCUGGGUCUGUGGCAGACUUGUCUCUGUCUGAAUCGGACAGCAGCAUCUUCUGUUACCCCCUGGAGGAGACCCUGGCUGCAGAGGUGGUGGCCACCAUCGAACAAUGCCUCAACAAUGCAUCGCACGUCCUGUGCUGCUCCAAACUCAUCAUACCCGACUGCCUGAUCAGAACUAUCAAUGAGAAGUUGCUCAGUUUGGCCGUCAAUGAGCCGUGCGGCCUCAGGGGGGCGCUCGUCGACCUGUGUGUGGACAGGGGGGACCAGGGUUCAUUGUGCACCCUGGAUCAGAUAGCCGUUGAUCCCACCCUGGUCCCGACCUUCCAAGUGACUCUGUUGCUGAGGCUGGAGCCCAGUGGGCUGUGGCCAAAGGUUCAGAAGCUUUUCAAAAGUGGCAAACCCCCGUCCCCGACGUCUCCGAGGCACCACAAGAUUCUGAGACUGAGCUCUGGCUUCAGGGCCAUCAAGAGGAAACUGUACUGCUCUGGGGAGCUGGUGAUUGAGGAGUGUUGCUGACUGAGAAGCCCAAAGUGCCCGAUAAAAGAACUGAAUUCUUCUGAAUUGUGAAAAAAAAAUGUUGUGCCCGCUUCUUAGGAUACCAUUGUACACAAUGAAUUGCACUGACAUGACGGUCCUUAAUCACCGAUUCAUGUCGAUCAUGAUCCGUUUUUUAUUAACGGAAGCAGCCUGUGUCUAAUGGCAGCUACUCACCUGGUAACAGGUGACUCCACAGUAACUCGUGCUUAAGCAUGAAUCCUUUGAGUGAGUCUUUCCCGUGAAUGUGAGGAAAUGUAUUUGUCCAAAUGUUACCACCAGAAUUUUAUACCACCUUUUAUAUUUUUUACUUGA
Messenger RNA from Menidia menidia (Atlantic silverside), 1675 nucleotides. Lineage: Eukaryota; Metazoa; Chordata; Actinopteri; Atheriniformes; Atherinopsidae. The record is from the annotation of a GenBank genome assembly.